AGAAAAAUAAUAAAAAAGUAAAAGAGACUUGUGGCAAGUCUAGAUGUGACCAUGAACCAGGAAGUGCAUAUAAUGUCACUUCACUGCUGCCUGUGGGUUCAUUUUGGUUUGUACAAACCAGUCAGUUAGAAUUCCUCCAUGCCAUGGUCAGAAUGUAUUCCAGAAACAUUAUGCGUGGUGUCAUAGCUACCCCAGCAGCAACGAGUACGAACUUAUACCACACUCCAUCACUGAGAUCUAUGCCAGCAAUCCUUGCGAACAGACUGUUCACAAAAACCGAUGUCGGCUCCGCCAUCCACCGAGGAUAUAGCUGCAACAGCCAAACUAAGCUUGGAGAUGACCCUGUGCAUAUGAAGUCUUAUAAAAGCAUUCCUCUAGCUGGCUUACCUGGCAUCGGGAAUCUACCAUAUUUAUUAAGACACGGUUUUGGUGCUCUGCAUUUGAAUCAGAUUGAAAUGUGCAAGAAAUAUGGCACGCUGUUUCGUGUCCAAAUUGGUCCCAUUGAAACCCUUCAGAUAUCCGAUCCAGAUCUUGUUGAGGAGAUGAUGCGUCAAGAAGAUUCAAAUCCUGUUCGUGUUGAUAUUGCACCAUGGAAAGCUUACCGAGAUCUGAGGAGAUUUGACUACGGACUGGUAACACUAGAUCAUGAACCAUGGCAUAAAGCACGUAGUAUUCUGAGCAAGCCCUUGAUGCGACCAAAAGAAAUUGUUCAGUACAUCGACAAAUUGAAUGAAGCAGGAGAUGAACUCAUUCAACGGUUGGUACGAGUGAUGAGAGACACGGGAGAAGGGGACACUGUUCCCAACCUGGACAAUGAACUUUACAAGUGGGCCUUAGAAUCUGUGGCCAUUGUACUGUUUGAUACUCGUCUUGGAUGUUUGAAAGACUCCAUCCCAGCUGAAGCGCAAGAGUUUAUAGACGCAAUUAAUAAGAUGUUCAGCACUCUAUGGCCACUGAUGAUGCUACCAAUGCGUUUACACACCUCACUGAAUACCAAAGUUUGGAGGAGGCAUGUUGAAGCAUGGGAUACUAUAUGGAAUACAGCUAUGAAAUAUAUAAAUCAGAAAUGCAAAUCUAUCAGUGAAAGCAAUAAAAGUCACCAGGAAGAUGACGUUGUGGACAUUUUGACAUAUCUACUGGCCAAUGAAAAGCUCCCGAUGAAUGAAAUAUGUGGCAACGUGGCAGAGUUAUUACUAGGAGGUGUGGACACGACUUCGCAUACUCUACUAUGGGCAAUGUACAGGCUUUCAAGAGCACCGGACUGCCAGGAACGCCUACACUCAGAGUUAGUGAGUGUGCUAAAUGGAGCACCUCUUAAUGAAGACAACAUUAACCAACUUCCAUACCUCAGAAGUGUCAUCAGGGAAACGCUAAGGCUGUACCCGGCUGGUCCUAACAACAGCAGAAUUCCACAGAAGGAUAUUACACUUGGGGGAUUUAAUAUUCCAAAAGGUACAAAUAUCUUGAUGGCAAAUUAUGCAAUGUCAAGAAAUGAAGAAAACUUUGAAGACGCCAAUGAAUUCAAGCCAGAACGAUGGCUUAGAGGAAACGAAAGCAAAAUUAAUAAAUUUGCUUCACUGCCAUUUGGUUACGGAACACGUAUGUGCAUUGGAAAGAGGCUUGCUGAAAUGGAGGUCAAAAUAUCAAUUUCAAAGAUUUGCCAGAGGUUUUUAUUGAAAUCAACAGAUGACAAAGAGCUUGUAGGAAAUUUAAGAGGUUUAUUGACUCCAGAAAAAAACAUUCCGGUUAGGUUUGUGAGUAGAAAUGCGAGGGAUUGAAAAUAUCUAAUACAGUACUGAUCUAGUUUAAUUGACAUAUAAACUGAUUAGUUGAUAGGGUAUAUAGCAUAAAAUGAUCAUCAUUAUUACAGUAUGUUUACAUAUUGUAUUAAAGUAACCUCAAACUGCAAUAUCUCUUGAUGGGCACUUAUAAUCCAUCUCUCAUAAUGCAAAAAGGUAAAGGCACAGAAAUGUUUGGGUCAGUAGUAAUGUCGUCAGUGAUUUUCUAAAAUAUGUUAAUAUUAAAAGUGUGUUGAUAUUCUAUUGUUUUUGGUUCUAUAAAAGGAAGCAAGGAGAUAAGAAUGAUUAUAAAUUUUAGUAAGCAUACUUUGCACAUUAUCAUAGUACAAUCAGGAAGGAAUUGACGCCAUAUUUAAUUCCAGGAAUACUUAAGAAAUUUAAUGCAUUAAAAUGAUGCUGCACACCUUGGUAUAUCUCGCAGUACUGCCACCAGAUAGGGGGGGCCCUAUUUUAAUUUUGUUCUUUACAAGCAGCACAUGUUUGCUUCAAACAACUUUUAUGUGUAUAUCACUUCGCCUUCUAGUUUGUGGUAGUGCUUUUCGAGGUAGCAUUCCAUUUCACCGAAACUCCUACAGUUGGACCUCUUGCUUUGUCAUACAUUUGGACAGACAGUUAGUGUGUAGGCCUAAUGUUCUUGUUUUGAAUUGUCUGUUUGUAUCUUUGAUCUAAAUGUUUAAAAUGAUAGCAAAUCAAUGUAAGAAGUAAACUGUCUUUAGCUUUAGAGGUGUUUUUAAAUGUUUACACAAUGUAUAAUACAAUUUGAAUAAUACAGUAUAAAUGAAAAUAAUGGUUAAUUUGUUUUAGAUGUGUAAUGGAAGCCAGUUUCACAAUAAUUGUUAAAAUAUACCAAAAUAUCCAUUAAAAAAUAAUGUUUAUACAAUA
Molecule: messenger RNA, 2681 nt
Organism: Anneissia japonica
Lineage: Eukaryota; Metazoa; Echinodermata; Crinoidea; Comatulida; Comatulidae
Product: cytochrome P450 27C1-like
Exons: 10
Coding region: 144-1778 (544 amino acids)
Biological process (GO): glucocorticoid biosynthetic process; C21-steroid hormone biosynthetic process; cellular response to peptide hormone stimulus
Cellular component (GO): mitochondrial inner membrane
Molecular function (GO): oxidoreductase activity, acting on paired donors, with incorporation or reduction of molecular oxygen; monooxygenase activity; heme binding
Source: RefSeq, a predicted model, not a curated record